ACCUUCCAGUAUUCCCACCCUCAGUACCCACAGGAAGUAGUGGUCACGACUGCUUUAGCCACCCUGCCGCCGCGGUGCAUUCUGGGAGUAGUUACUUGAUCCAAGAUGGCGGCGAGCAGGAGGCUGCAGAAGGAACUUGAUGAGCUGCACAAUUCUGGAAUGAAGAAUUUCCGUAACAUCCAUGUUGAUGAAGCAAACAUUUUGAAUUGGCAAGGGCUUAUUGUUCCCGACAACCCCCCGUACGACAAAGGAGCGUUCAGGAUCGAGAUCAACUUCCCUGCCGAGUACCCCUUCAAGCCCCCCAAGAUCACCUUCAAAACCAAGAUCUACCACCCCAAUAUUGACGAGAAGGGCCAGGUGUGUCUGCCGGUGAUCAGCGCAGAGAACUGGAAGCCAGCUACCAAAACUGACCAAGUAAUUCAGUCCCUGAUCGCCCUGGUGAACGACCCCCAGCCAGAACACCCCCUGAGGGCCGACCUAGCAGAGGAAUACUCAAAGGACCGUAAAAAAUUCUUUAAGAACGCAGAAGAGUUUACAAAGAAACAUGCCGAAAAGCGACCAGUGGACUAAUGCUUGACAAGUGUGUACCCCUUCCUCUCCCAACCCCCCCCCUCCCCCCCCCCGCCUCCCCCCACUCCCGCCCCUCCCCCCACCCCCCCACCCUCCCGCACACACUCACGUACACGUCAUUCUAGCCCGUCACACCCCCCGAGCAGGGCCCGUCGCGCACACCUCCACCUUCAAGCAAGACUGGAUCAGAAAAGUCUCGUCUCUGGUGUUAGCUUGAGGCCGUUACUAACUUUCUACUGUUUUCUUAAAUUUCAAAAAGAGACGAAUGGUUAGAGAACAACCUGUUAAGAUGGGGAAACAAACAGUAGAAAAAACAUUCUGCUCUUUGUUUAAAGAUCGCAGCUUGAUAAUAGUGCACUUGUGAUGUAGACAUUUUUGACUGUUUGAAAGCGAGAUUCCGUGCCCUUUGGGAAGGAAGCUGUUAUCCAUCCCCAUCUUCAGUCUCACCUUUGUGUCCCUUUCCAAACGACAGCCCUUAAGAGCAGCAAGCGGCAUGGUCCUGGUGGUGUCUAAAAUGUUUCAUAGAUAUUUUUACUUUGAUUUCUGAUUCUGAAGUGGCACUGUGUUCUGUGGAACGACCGUUUUAAGUUUCCCUAAAAUUCAGUUUGUAACACACUGAUUCAUCAAAAGAAUGCAGCCUUUUCACCGAUAUUGUUACAAAUUACAAUGUCCCAAAAAUUAUAAAAAAGGAGGAAAAAAAAAAUGGUGUGUGACUGAACAUAAUUAUGUUUUUAAAAUUUCUUUUUAUUUUUGUGGAUUGUCACUUUCUCCUGGAAUUUCAAGGAAGCAAAUGUUUAUUUUCUUUGUUUUGCCUUGGCCACCAUCACCCAAAGCUAGAAAACCUCACCAGUUGUGUUCUUAACAUGAGGCAUUAAUUUUCAAAAACUUUUACUUUGAAAGCAACUACAUUUCAGCAGGGAAAUUAAUUAGAUUGACCCCUCUUCUGUUUUGUAGCUCGUGACCUAGCUGUAGAGAAGUCUGGUCAGGAUUUACAUUUAUAUUUUUUACUUCUAAAAAUGCAGCUUAAAUAAUUGCUCUAAACAGCAGUACGCAUGCUUGACCUGUACCCCCAUGCAUCAUUGACAUUAGAGAUUCUGCUCAGCAGUAAAGUAUCUGAAAUCAGCGUCACUAGCUUUGUGACAGAGCAGUUGUAUAUGUAAUGGUUAAGCAGUUUAAUUUAUUUUCUCCUCCAUGUCCAUAGUGUAUUUAUUGAAUCAGGAUGCAUGUGAAGGAUCUUAAAUCUGCUUUCUUUAA
Conger conger (European conger) is the source of this 1824-nucleotide messenger RNA. RefSeq names its product ubiquitin-conjugating enzyme E2L 3b (gene ube2l3b). Bases 106 to 570 code for a protein of 154 amino acids. The record is from RefSeq and is a predicted model, not a curated record. The transcript has 4 exons. Lineage: Eukaryota; Metazoa; Chordata; Actinopteri; Anguilliformes; Congridae.